AGGAGGAGAACAUUUCCCCAGCUCUGGCCAGGUCUGCCCUGCACUCCGUCCUUAGGAUGAAGUUCUAACUGAACUGAAGGAAGGAACCCUGAAAGCUUGGAGAGUAGAAACUGAGCUCCAUUGAGUUUUCUUGGCUGUAAUCUCUACGGAAGCAGAUCAUCAGGCCUUUCUUCUGCGGCACUGCUGUGUGAAUUGCAACAGCCAAUCCUUUAGGUCCUGAACCUCUUCCAACCAAAACACAACUUGCUCGCCUGAGCUGAAGAGCUUUGCCCACACUCGAAAACAUCCUGCCAGGGCAAGCCAGCUCCAAGCCCUGGAUCAGAGAAUCACCUCACCUGUAACAUGAGCCGAGUUCGGGAUGCUGGCUGCGUUGCUGCAGGGAUAGUUAUUGGAGCCGGCACCUGGUACUGUGUGUACAAAUAUGCCAGGGGAAGAGACCAGAAGAAGAAGAGACUGGUCAAGGUCAAGGCCAGGGCCGUGGCUGGGACUGGAGCCAAGGCUAGAGCCGGGCUAAAGGCAGGAUUCACAAUUGACCUUGGGUCUGGAUUUGGUCCUCCAACGCCAGUUCUGGCUGAGACCAAGAACAGAGCCACCCAGGAUGAAACCUCUGCACUGGACACAGCUGGAGCUGAGGGAGUGGUUCUAGCUGCGGCCAGUGCUGAGGCCCAGAAUGGUGCAGGAAGUCAGGCCCAGGAGGCCAAUGGGGCCAGAGAUGGCUCUAAGGCUGAAUCAGCAGUACCUACUGCGGUAUCUUCUGAAACAGCACCACCUUCCAGGGACACAGAGGUUCCUGGGGCUACAGAGGCUCCCACAAUGCCGUUGGCUCCCAAAUUGGCAGAAGCCCCUAGCGAGGCUGAGGCCCCCAUAGCUGUACCCCCAGAGGCAACAGAAGCUGUUGAGGCUCCCACAGCUGCAACACCUACUGAAGUGGUGGAGGCUCCGAAGGUGGCAGCACCCAGUGAGGUGACAGAGACCCCCAGAACAACAGCGUCUACCAGGGCGGCAGCACCUCCCAAGGCUGCGGAGGCUCCUGGGGUUUCCGGGGCUUCUAAAUCAGCUGCAGUUCCUGAAACAGCAGCAGCCAAGAGAGCGACCCCUGGAGCACACACUGGGGCUAUCCCUAAGGCUGGGUCAGCCACUGGAGCUGUCCCCAAAGGUGGGGCCAAUGGUGGAAACAAGUCCAGGUCUGGAGGCAAAGGCAAAGGCAAGGGAAAGAAAAAUAAAGCUGAAGUAGAUGAAUUGGGAUUGGGCUUCCGACCUGGAGAUGGGGUGGCAGUAGCGGCUGCUGCCUCAGCUAAUGGGGGAAAGGCUUUCCUGGCGGAGAUACCUGAUUCUGAGGAAGGGGAGUCCGGAUGGACUGAUACAGAGUCUGAGUCAGACUCUGAGCCUGAGACCCAACACAGGGGAAGAGGGAAGAGACCCAUUCCCGUGACGAAGCGCCCCUUCCCUUAUGAAAUCGAUGAGAUCCUGGGUGCUCGAGACCUCAGGAAAGUCCUUACCUUACUUCAGAAAACAGAUGAUCCUUUCAUCCAACAGGUCGCUCUGCUCACCCUGAGCAACAAUGCCAAUUACUCAUGCAACCAAGACACAAUUCGAAAAAUAGGAGGCCUCCCCAUAAUUGCAAACAUGAUCAACAAAACCGACCCACACAUUAAGGAAAAAGCCUUAAUGGUCAUGAAUAACCUGAGUGAGAAUUAUGAAAAUCAGGGCCGCCUUCAGGUCUACAUGAAUAAAGUGAUGGAUGACAUCAUGGCCUCUAAUCUGAACUCAGCGGUGCAGAUAGUUGGGCUGAAGUUUUUAACAAACAUGACCAUUACUAAUGACUACCAACACCUACUUGUCAAUUCCAUUGCAAACUUUUUCCGUUUAUUAUCUCAGGGAGGUGGAAAAAUCAAGGUGGAGAUUUUGAAAAUACUGUCGAAUUUCGCUGAAAAUCCAGACAUGCUAAAAAAACUGCUCAGUACCCAAGUGCCAGCAUCCUUUAGUUCACUCUAUAAUUCUUAUGUAGAAUCAGAAAUUCUUAUCAAUGCCCUCACUCUAUUUGAGAUCAUCUAUGACAGUCUCAGAGCAGAAGUAUUCAGCUACAGAGAAUUCAAUAAAGGCUCCCUGUUUUUCUUAUGCACGGCAUCUGGGGUGUGCGUGAAGAAAAUCCGGGCCUUAGCAAAUCACCAUGACCUCUUGGUGAAAGUGAAAGUGAUCAAAUUAGUCGAUAAAUUCUGAUGGGCUGUGUACCCUCCAAGACCUUGAAGGCUGUUCUUGGUUUGGCUGUCUGGAAGCAUUGAGAAUGGAAAGUUACUGCUUUUGCACUUUGCUCAAUUGGUAAAGGGAUCUUUUUAGCUGCCAGUUUUGAAUAAUGUAUCAUCCAGCGUGAUCUUAUCUGUGACAGUCUCCAGCUUUAAACGGAACCAUUUUAUGAAUACCAAAUACAUAGUCCUCUUGUACUGAAAAUACAUGUGUGAGUUUUAUCGUGCCGCUUCAAUGGAAGUAUUUUUACCAGCUUCUGUAUGUGAACGACAGCAAACCUGUCCGUCAUGAAUAGACUCCAUUUCCAUUAUUUGGUUUGACUUGAAUUUAUCACCAAAGACGUCAUUUGUGUAUCAUCAAUAAAGUUGUAUGUUCAA
This is a messenger RNA of Echinops telfairi (small Madagascar hedgehog), 2621 nucleotides long. It is a transcript of the gene ARMCX2, whose product is annotated as armadillo repeat containing X-linked 2. The record is from RefSeq and is a predicted model, not a curated record. Gene Ontology annotation, cellular component: mitochondrion. Lineage: Eukaryota; Metazoa; Chordata; Mammalia; Afrosoricida; Tenrecidae. Bases 343 to 2220 code for a protein of 625 amino acids. The transcript is spliced from 4 exons.